Molecule: messenger RNA, 1131 nt
Organism: Trichechus manatus latirostris (Florida manatee)
Lineage: Eukaryota; Metazoa; Chordata; Mammalia; Sirenia; Trichechidae
Gene: MLC1
Product: modulator of VRAC current 1
Exons: 11
Coding region: 1-1131 (376 amino acids)
Biological process (GO): regulation of response to osmotic stress
Cellular component (GO): cytoplasmic vesicle; endoplasmic reticulum; plasma membrane
Source: RefSeq, a predicted model, not a curated record
AUGACGCGGGAGGAGCCCUACCACGAGGAGUUCAGCUAUGACCGGAUGCCCACCCUGGAGCGGGGCCGCCCGGACAGCCCCAGCUACGGCGCCGACGCCAAGCCCAACGACCUCCGGCUGACCAAGAGACUCCCGCCGUGCUUCAGCUACAAGACGCGGAUCUUCUCUGUGCUGGUGGGGAGCUGCCUUCUGGUAACCUCCGGGUUUUCACUCUACCUGGGAAACGUGUUUCCAUCGGAGAUGGACUACCUGUGCUGCGCGGCAGGCUCUUGCAUUCCCUCGGCGGUUGUGAGCUUUGCUGUUUCCAGACGAAACGUCAAUGCGAUCCCCAACUUUCAGAUGCUGUUUGUUUCCACGUUUGCUGUCACAACAACGUGCUUGGUUUGGUUUGGAUGUAAGCUGGUCCUGAACCCAUCGGCAGUGAACAUCAAUUUCAACCUGAUCCUGCUCCUCUUGCUGGAGGUCUUCAUGGCCGCCACCGUGAUCAUGGCUGCGCGGUCCAGUGAGGAAGACAGCAGGAAGAGGAAGGCUGACAAAACCAACAUUUUGGAUGAGGUGACCUUUCCUGCUCGGGUCCUGAAAUCCUAUUCAGUCAUUGAGGUCAUUGCCGGCAUCUCGGCCGUCCUGGGUGGAAUCAUCGCUCUGAACGUGGACGACAAGGUCUUGGGUCCCCACCUCUCCGUGACCUUCUUCUGGAUUUUAGUGGCUUGUUUCCCAAGUGCCAUUGCCAGUCAUGUGACAGCUGAGUACCCCAGCAAGCGCCUGGUGGAGGUGCUGCUCGCCAUAACCAGCAUCACGUCCCCGCUGCUGUUCACAGCGUCUGGGUACCUCUCGUUUGGCGUCAUGAGGGUCGUGGAGAUUUUUAAGGAUUACCCACCAGCCAUAAAACAAUCCUACGAUGUGCUCCUGCUGCUCCUGCUGCUGGUGCUGCUCCUGCAAGCCUGCCUCACCACGGGCACCGUCGUCCAGUGCGUGCGCUUCAAGAUCCACGGGCAGCUGCAGGGCGUGCCCUGGGGCCCCACGCAGGCCAGCCCGCCAGAGCCCCCAGCAGGGGAGGUGGCCAGGAGCCCGCGGCAGGAGUUUGACAAGGACAAGGCCUGGAGGGCCGUGGUGGUGCAGAUGGCUCAGUGA